AUGGCAAUUGGCAAGCCGGCCCCCAAGAGGAGGAGAUUAGUCAAAGGCUCCUCCGCCAGCUCCUCCAACCCCAGCGCUCAACCCACCGCCGCCGCUGUGGCCAAAGGCAAGAAAGCUGCCACCACCGCUGCCAUUGCAAGCUCCAAGUCUCCAACUGACGGGACGAGCCAACUCCCUGCCGCCGAAGCUUCCGCCGCCGCGGCCACUGAGCCUGUCACUGUCACAGCCCUCGAUUCUGCUGCCGCUGGUACAACCACCGGUGCCGCCUCCAAGUCUGCCACUAUAGGCGCCACAACAACAACCGCUGACCAGUCAUCAACUGCUGGCAUAAGCGCCACAGCCACCGCCACAUGCUCCAAUGCUGCCGCCGGGGAGAAAGAGAGAGAAACAGAAAAAGAAAACCCAAAGUCUCCCCCGCGCCAAGUCACACCUCCUAGCCCGCCUCCCACGAACGAUGAACGUUCCUUGUCUCCCCCGCCUCGCCAAGAAGAAAGACCCUCUCCCGACGCCGCCACUACUUUCGAGGCAGCCCAGAUUGAGCAAGCCCCUGGUAACAGAGGUGGUUCUUCUAGCCACUUCAACAUGCUACCCAAUGCUAUUGAGCCCUCAGAGUUCUUGCUCAUUGGCCUCAACCGCGACGCCAUAGAAAAAGAAGUGUUGAGCCGAGGCAUUAACGAGACCAAGGAGGAGACCCUUGCCCGUCUUCUACGCGCUGGGUGCAUCUUCGCCCACGCGUUUGACAACUUCAACUCCGCAGCUGCUGAAGCUGAACGGUUGAAGGCUGAGAGCGCUCAGCACCAAGAAGCCGCUGCCGCUUCGACAAACUGGUGGCGCAGGCGGGAAAGGAAAAAGUUCACGCCGACAAGUUGA
Molecule: messenger RNA, 870 nt
Organism: Lotus japonicus
Lineage: Eukaryota; Viridiplantae; Streptophyta; Magnoliopsida; Fabales; Fabaceae
Exons: 2
Coding region: 1-870 (289 amino acids)
Source: RefSeq, a predicted model, not a curated record